GCUAAGCUCUUCUGGAACCUCCAAAGCAGUGGGACAGACACAAAGUGCAUGGAGUGAGAGGGGAAAAAAGGACAGUGAGGAAACCAUUAAGGAACUUCAUAAACACAUCUAUUAAACAUUGUGUCUUUGAAUAAGAGAGAAAAUAAGCCCUGGACCUGGAUCUCAGUUCUAAUAAAGAAGCUGCAAAAGGAAAGAAAGUAAGAUUUGAGAGUUGAAGAAGGAGACAAGAGCAUGCAGUUGCAAGUUAAAUAUCUCUAGAACAUCUGGAAACAUACAAAAUGGAAAAGAAGGAAAAAUUAAUGAGUUAUGAAGAAGCCAUCAACAAGGCAGCUGGUGCACUCUAUCGUUUUCCACUGGUUGAUGUGCAAGGGGUACCUCUUAUGAACUGGAUAGCUCAAAACUGGAGCGCCAUUUGGGCUUUCCGCCCCGAUCCAUCAGAUAUGCUCAUCUCCACCUACCCUAAAGCAGGUACCACAUGGACCCAGGAAAUAGUAGAUUUGCUGCUACAUAACGGAGAUGCUGAGAUUUGCAAGAGAGCUCCAACUAUUACACGCUUCCCUUUUCUAGAGAUCAAUUCUCCUCCUCCUAUUCCAUCAGGACUGGACCUACUAAAAAAAAUGAAACCUCCCAGAUUCAUCAAGACACACCUACCGAUACAGCUAGUGCCAGAAGGAUUCUGGGAAAAUAAAUGCAAGGUUAUUUAUGUGGCUCGAAAUGCUAAAGACAACCUGGUCAGCUACUACCACUUUGACCGAAUGAAUCUGACUCAGCCAGAACCAGGUCCAUGGGAAGAAUAUGUUCAGAAGUUCAUGAAGGGAAAAUUGGCCUGGGGCUCUUGGUAUGACCAUGUGAAAGGUUACUGGAAAGAAAAAGAGAAGAGGAAUAUUCUUUACCUUCUCUAUGAGGACAUGAAAGAGAAUCCUCACAGAGAAAUAGUGAGGAUCAUGCAGUACCUGGACCUGUCUCUAUCAGAUGACAUCAUUGAUAAGAUUGUGGAGUUGACAUCCUUUAAGGUUAUGAAGGACAACCCAAUGGCCAACUACUCGUUCAUCCCAAAGGCAGUGUUUGACCCCUCUGUAUCUACUUUCAUGAGAAAAGGGGAGGUUGGAGACUGGACCAACUACUUCACACCAGCUCAGUCCCAGAUGUUUGAUGAGGACUACGCCAGGCAAAUGGCCGAUGUGGACGUUCCUUUUCGCACCUUAAUAUGAAAGACAAAGUGAUCUAUAUGAAUCGGAACCUGUGCUGAGAUCAACACUUCACUAAACACAGAUGCACAAAGAUAGUUUAGACUAAUGUGACAAAUCUUAUAGAAAGUAUUACUUUAUAAAGGAUUUAUGGAUUUAUGAAGGAACCUUAGCAAGCUCAUUCAAUAUGUCAGAGUUUGUUGAUUUAUACUCCUGUACUAACCUUAUUCAUUAUGACUGCAUAUAUAGCAAAUUUCUUAUCUGAACUCGACAGGGCAAAAUAUUUGUAUAUAUAUUAUA
Messenger RNA from Hemibagrus wyckioides, 1487 nucleotides. RefSeq names its product sulfotransferase 1C1-like. The record is from RefSeq and is a predicted model, not a curated record. Gene Ontology annotation, cellular component: cytoplasm. Bases 279 to 1211 code for a protein of 310 amino acids. Gene Ontology annotation, molecular function: sulfotransferase activity. NCBI's taxonomy places the organism in Eukaryota, Metazoa, Chordata, Actinopteri, Siluriformes, Bagridae. Gene Ontology annotation, biological process: sulfation. The transcript has 7 exons.